Molecule: messenger RNA, 4146 nt
Organism: Bombus impatiens (common eastern bumble bee)
Lineage: Eukaryota; Metazoa; Arthropoda; Insecta; Hymenoptera; Apidae
Gene: TBCD
Product: tubulin-specific chaperone D
Exons: 10
Coding region: 205-3663 (1152 amino acids)
Biological process (GO): bicellular tight junction assembly; adherens junction assembly; tubulin complex assembly
Cellular component (GO): lateral plasma membrane
Molecular function (GO): GTPase activator activity; beta-tubulin binding
Source: RefSeq, a predicted model, not a curated record
UAUUUGUGUAAGCUACAUAAACUCAUAAAAGGUUUAUUGUACAGCCACGCAUGCGCCAUUUAGCAUCGUUUUUCGUGAAAUCGUUCGAAAGAAUCUGUUCUUCAUAUUUUUGGGCUGUCAUACGUAAACGUAAUCGUAUAGGAAUGAAUUGUAAUUGAUCGUAGUCGUUUUUCCAAAUAACACGAAACGUGACGAAUAAAAAAAAUGGUGUUAAAUGAUUGUCCAGAAUCGGAAAUAAUUGGUUGUGGAUUUAGUGCUUUUAAAGAAAUCGACGAAGUGACUUUUUUAAUUACUGAACUAAAAAAGGUGGAUCUUUCUCCGAGCCUUAUUGAAAAGAAUCGAGACCGAUUUAAUUUUAUCUUAUCACAAUAUCAGGAUCAAAGGCAAUUGCUAGAUCCUUAUUUGGAUGAUAUUCUACAGCCACUGAUUGGUAUUAUCAGAGAUGAGAAUUCUACGGAAAUUAUGCGGCAUAAUGCUUUUAAAUAUAUUUUCAUUGUUAUGUCCGUUAAAACAUACAAGAAGAUUGUUACAUACCUUCCACAUGAGGUAGCAGAUCUUUUCCCUGUUUUACGAAUGUUAGAAAAACAAGAUCCAAAUGAUGUGGAGACGUGGGAAACUCGUUAUGUACUUUUAAUUUGGCUUUCUAUAAUUUCAAAGAUACCAUUUCCACUCUCACGUUUAGAAGUUUCUGAUACUAAUUCCGAGCAAACAAUAAUAGUUAGAAUAUUGAAAAUAUGCAAAUUAUUUUGCGUAUCAAAGGACGCUUGUGCAGUAGCUGCAGUUUUUCUAAUUGCCAAUUUUUUAUCAAGAUCAGAUGUAAAAAAGUUGUAUUUGAAAGAAAUGAUAACAUGGAGUUUACAAUGUGUAGAAACUGAUCCUUUGAGACAUGGUCCAUUAGCAGUUAUAGCAGCUAUAUUAAAACACAGUGCAAGAGAAGAUGUUAAACCAUAUAUUCAAAUGAUUUUGGAUAAAGUUUUAGAAUUUCAUCUGAAUGAUAAUCCUGCAGAUCUUAUUCGGAAGUUUGGAAUUAAAAUUGUACAAAGAAUUGGAUUGGUGUUACUAGGAACAAAAUUGGCUCCAUGGAGAUAUCAAAGAACUAGUAGACCUAUAUGUCUAGAUCCUAAUAUUAAUACUAACUCUAACAUUAUAGAAAGUAUGGAGGAUAUUAAAAAUGUUUCAUCGAAUCAUGAUGACCGGGACAUUCCAUCAGCAAUAGAAGAUAUAAUUGAACAACUUAUACAAGGUCUUAGAGAUAAAGCAAUUACAAUACGGUGGUCUGCUGCAAAAGGAAUUGGUAGAAUAACAGCAAGAUUGCCAAUGGAUUUAGCAGAUGAGGUUGUAGGAUUUGUGCUAAAUCUUCUUUGUGGUCGUGAAUCGGAUGCUGCUUGGCAUGGUGGUUGUCUGGCAUUAGCAGAAUUAGGAAGACGUGGUCUUCUUCUUCCUCAUCGUCUAAACGAUGUGAUACCAGUUGUCCUUCAAGCCUUAGUAUUUGAUGAACCAAGAGCUUAUGGUUCAAUUGGAUAUUUAAUUAGAGAUGCUGCAUGUUAUAUUUGCUGGUCAUUUCCAAGAGCAUACGAUUCUGAUAUAAUUCAACCUUAUGUAAAAGAAAUUGCAGCUAUGUUAGUAGUUGUUACUUGUUUUGAUCGAGAAAUUAAUUGUAGAAGAGCUGCUUCUGCAGCAUUCCAAGAAAAUGUAGGAAGACAAGGAAAUUUUCCACAUGGAAUAGAGAUACUUACAAUUGCUGAUUAUUUUGAAGUUGGAGUUAGAAAUCAUGCAUACUUAAAAAUUAGUGCACAAAUUGCACAAUAUGAAGAGUAUACAAAAUCUUUGAUUGAUCAUUUGAUUACAAGAAAAGUUACACAUUGGGAUACAGCAAUUAGAGAACUUGCAGCCAAAGCCCUCUUCAAUCUAACAUCUAUUGAUCCUAAUUAUAUUAAGCAUACAGUUUUAUUAAAUUUAUUAGAUAUGUUAAAUUCUAUUGAUUUAAAUAUUAGACAUGGUGCAGUAUUAGCUAUUGCAGAAAUCUUGGAAGCAUUGUAUAAUUGCUGCAAUGAAAAAAUUGAAGAUAUAAUUGGACUAUCAGCUGUGGAAAAUGUCAGAAACAUAGUUAACAUUUUUAGGAAAAGAGGACAAUUCAAAGGUCUAGGAGGAGAAUUAAUGAAACAAGCAUGUGCUGUGCUCAUAAAAAAGUGCUCUAUUGUUCAUUUUCCAAUUUCCGUUGAAAUUAUUUGUGAGUGGCAAAAUCUUUUAGAGGAAUGUUUGGGUCAUGAAGUAUCUGUAGUAAAGAUGAAAGCUGCUGAAGCACAUACAGAAUUUUUCCGAAAAUACUAUGCAAACAUGGAUAAUCAAGAUCGCAAUAUUGUUAUUAAUCGUUACCUUGAUAAUUUACAAUCAAGUAAUCAACUUGUUCGAAUAGGCUUUGCACAGGCUAUAGGCUAUUUCCCUUUAUUUAUAAUUUGUGAAAGAGUAAAAGAUAUAAUAGAAGCUCUCAUUAAAUGUACUGAAAUAUCAGAAAGUUCUUUAAAAUGGGCAGAAAGUAGGAAAGAAGCUAUUCAUGCAUUAAUAAUGGUUUGUCAAACUCUGGGAGUAAAAGAAGCAGAUAAAUGGCGUAUAUAUAUUCACAACUUAUAUGAUUGUUAUUUAUUGGCAUUGAAAGAAUAUACUAUAGAUAGCCGUGGAGAUAUAGGAGCUUGGGUACGAGAAGCAGCAAUGACUGGUUUACAUAUGUUAACAAACUUAGUAUCACAAGCAAAAUUAUUUUCUGUAUUAAAUGAAAACUUAAUGGCAAAUAUAAUUGGAGGAAUUGCACAACAAGCUGUUGAAAGAAUUGAUGGAAUUCGAGCGCAAGCCGGAAUUGUUUUCAGUGCUCUUAUUCAUAAUGAUCCUCUUUUACCAAACAUUCCAUAUCAUGCAGAAUUAAAAACUCUUUUUCCUUAUGAUGAAUGUAAAGAAAAUAUAGAAUGGCGAAUGGAAUCUGCUACUUUCCCACGAUUUAUUAAAAUGUUAUCUUAUCCUCCUUAUACAAUGAAUCUUCUACGUGGAAUUAUAUUUAGUGUUGGUGGUUUAAGUGAAUCUUUGGUUAAAUAUUCUAGUGUUUCCCUAUUUUCUUAUUUACAAGAAUUAGAUGAAUUGGGUCUCAAAAGUUUAUGCUAUAAAAUUUUAAAUAUUUUUGAGGAAAGUCACAAAAAUGAAAGAAUGAUUACAUCAAUGCUAGCUUUCUUAGAUCGCUUACUUAGUUCCGGUUGUAUCCAAGUCGUUCUUGAUGAUUUUGAAAAUGAAAUUGCAGAACAAAUUCUAAUACUGCUUAAACAAGAAAUAAAAAAUACGAACAAUACUAAGUUGUUAAUUAGCAGUAUAAAUGUAUUUUGUCAGCUCUUACAGAUACACGGACCAGUUGCAAAAAGAGCAUUUUGUCAGUUAAGUAUUUUUCUUUGUCAUAAAUAUAAAUGCAUACGGAAAGUAGCUGCAUUAAGAACAUAUGAAGCUUUAACUCUUUAUGGGGAAGAAAUGGAUCUUUCAGAACAAGAUUUAAUGAAAAUUUUGACUGAAUUAAAUGUCACUGACUGGGAACAAUCAGUAUCUGAACUUCGACCCAUAAGAAAUCAUCUUUGUGAUUUAAUGAAAGUACCUGCUCCUAUUUUGCAAAAUAAGGCCAUGAACUGAGCUUGCUUUUAAAUUUUGUCGCGUCUCAGUUAAAUUGGUAUAGAUCCAACAAUAAGGGGCCUCCACAAUUUUUCAGUGAUAUAGUCAUCGCAGACUGCAUUUUCAAAAGCUAUUGUAAACUUGUAAUUGGCAAUAAAAGAAAGAAAAUCUUCACUGUUCAAUAUUUCAAGGUAGAUCUGCAAGAGUUAGAGGUACAUCACUAAAUCUGCUAAAUGUUGAAGAGUAUGUAAAAAGAUUCAGAGUUUCCUGUUGAACUAAUAUUGGAUUAUUUCUUGGGGAUUCUUCAUGAAGCAAACCCCACGGAAUUUCGUCGGAUUUCCAUUUUGGUAAAUCAUUAAUUCGAAAAUUACUACCAUAGAAAAGAAAACUCUGAAAAUUAAGAGCGAUAUAUAUUUCAAACAAUAAUGCUGAAAACAAGUAUGAGCAAUUUGCACAUUUAUAACAUUAAAUUUAAUAAAUUAUAAAUCAUUGAUUUUGUAAUAA